AUGGACUCAAAAAUAAUGGAGGUGGCUGCUCUGGGUCGACCUUUCACCUUAGGGAUGCUCUAUGAUGCCCGGAGUGAUAAACUCAUCCCAGGUGUCACACUGUGGGAUGCUAAAACUCUGCAGGAGAAGUCAGUGGAGAAAAAUCAGCACAGCAGUGAGUUUGAAGUCAGUAAGUCUGAUUCCACUAAAACAAAAUCCUCUCUGCUGGAUGUUAAUGCUUCACUAAAGGCCAGUUUCUUUGGUGGACUCAUUGAAGUUGGAGGAUCAGCCAAGUAUCUGAAUGAUAACAAGAAAUCUCACCAUCAGAGUCGAGUCACACUUCAGUACAAAGCUACCACCAAAUUCAAACAGCUGAUGUUGACUCCUGAUGAAACCAGGAACACUCAAGAAGCAGAAGAUGUGAAGAAUUUGGCGACACAUGUAGUCACAGGAAUCCUUUAUGGAGCAAAUGCUUUCUUUGUGUUUGACAGUGAGAAGUUAGAUGAUAGAAGCAUUCAAGUCAUCGAGGGCAGCAUGCAAGCAGUGAUAAAGAAGAUCCCCUCAUUUAACUUUGAGGGGAAAGUUGACAUCAAGCUGAGUGAUGAAGAAAAAGCUGUGACUGAUAAAUUCACCUGCAAGUUCUAUGGAGACUUCAUCCUUCAAAGCAACCCUGGAACAUUUGAAGAUGCAGUGAAGACAUUCAUCCAACUUCCAAAACUACUGGGAGAAAACAGAGAAAACUGUGUUCCACUGAAGGUCACACUGAUGCCGCUGAAGACUUUAGAUCCAGAAGCUCCUGAGAAACUGACUGAGAUCAGCAUUGUACUUGUUAUAAAGGCUCAAGAUGCUCUGGAGGACCUCUAUAACCUGGACAUAAGAUGCAAUGACCUGAUGAACGACAGAGUGGGGAGAAGCUUUCCACAGAUACAAGAACAAUUGAGCAGAUUCAAGAAGCUCUGUCAGUAUUUCAGAUCUUCACUCCAGGAAACAAUGGCAGAGAAACUUCCCUCCAUCAGGGCAGGUGAGGAAGAUGAGCAGGAAUUAGUGAAAGUGUUUGAUGACAGAGACAAGUCACCGUUCAGUCAGAAGAGAUUAACCAAGUGGAUCAAAGAGGAAGAAAGAGAAGCUACCAUCAUCAAGUACUUUGUAGACGAGAUGGAGGGAACAAAGAUCAUCUCAGAUCAGUCUGAGCUGGACAGAGAGGUGUUUAAACCACGAAUAGAGGAAGUUCUCUGCUUUGUUUUCACCUCCCUGAAAUCCACUGACCCAUAUCUGCAGAACAUGUCUGACUACUUGGAGAAAAAGAAACUGGAAGGUACUGAUGGUAACACUCCACCUGCCCAGGACCAAUGGUACCGCUCAGAUGAAGUGAUAAAGCAGAUGACAGAAAAGGCCAACGUUGUCCAUGACCUUGCCAAAGCUCUGAAGAAUGACAACCGAUUCUCUUUCCUAGUAGCAGCUAUUGCAAAUGACAAAUACAAAGGAGGAAGUAUCUACCACUACAGGAAGAACUUCCUGGUCACUGAUGAUUUCUCAAGACCUGAUGUCACUGAUGUGGAAAAGGUGACGGACAGAAGAGAUCUGAUCUGGUAUGCCUGCGAUCUCACCCUGGAUCCAAACACAGCAAACUACAAUGUCAUUCUGUCUGAAGGAAACAAGAAGGCAACAUACGGAGAGGCGCAGUCAUAUCCUGACCAUCCUGAGAGAUUCGAUACUGUGCGUCAGGUUCUGUUUAAAGAGGCUCUAAAUGGGCGCUGCUACUGGGAGAUGGAGUGGAGCAUAAAGAAAGGUUUAAAUCCUGCUUCUGCUGUUUGCUACAAAACAUUAGAGAGAAUCGGGAACUAUGAUAACUGUGGCUUUGGAUGUAAUGACAUGUCCUGGUGCUUUGGAUUCCUUUGGGAUUCAAAACCUACUUACUAUGCACAACGUCAGCAUCAGUACAUAAACCUAAUUCCCAGUCCAACUCCUGGCUGCUCUCGACUGGGAGUGUUUCUGGACUGGCCUUCAGGCACUCUGUCCUACUAUGAAGUGUCAGCUGACAAGCUGAGACACAUUCACACCUUCAAAACCAAAUUCUCUGAGCCUGUUUACCCAGGAUUCUACGUAAAUGCAAAUAGCCACAUAUCACUGCGUCUGUAA
Messenger RNA from Maylandia zebra (zebra mbuna), 2118 nucleotides. Lineage: Eukaryota; Metazoa; Chordata; Actinopteri; Cichliformes; Cichlidae. The record is from RefSeq and is a predicted model, not a curated record.